Molecule: messenger RNA, 2045 nt
Organism: Cuscuta campestris
Lineage: Eukaryota; Viridiplantae; Streptophyta; Magnoliopsida; Solanales; Convolvulaceae
Source: the annotation of a GenBank genome assembly
AUUAUUAUUUAUUAAAGACUAAUUUGAAAGAAACACCAUAUUAGAAUUACUCUUUAGAAUUUCUUGAGUUGUAGAGAGGACCACUAUCAGGCCCGGCCCAAACCGGGCAAACAAAAGUCGUCUCAAUCAAUAAAAGAAAAAAUCAAUUCCAGGUCUAAAAUCGCCUGUGCUUUCAGCAUUCUUCGGAACCCUCAGAUCCGAGCUCGCCUGAACCCGAGUUGGCGAAUUGUAUUUGAGAUGUGUAUAUUGAUGACUAUAGCUGGUUUUUGAGCUUUCAUGGUUAAGGUUUCUGAAUUAUAAUGGCAUGUCUGGUUGAUGAUUCCAGUAUGGGUGGUCAAAGGAGUGGCCAUGGAAAACGUUCUCAUUCUCAUUCGGAACACGCUGAUAACGGGACAAGCAAAAGAAGAAAUUCUGGCGGCGGCGGUGGCGGUGGAAAGGAACAUUUUUCAAUUGACCCUAAAGACACGGUAUAUCGCUACCUGUGCCCUGGAAAGAACAUAGGAAGUAUAAUUGGAAGGGGAGGGGAGAUAGUGAAGCAGUUAAGGGCUGACACUAAAUCGAAGAUUAGGAUUGGUGAGACGGUCCGUGAUUGCGACGAGCGUGUUGUCACUAUCUACAGCUCGAGCGAGGAAACAAACGAUUUUGAAGGAACUGAAGAUCGGGGGUGUCCUGCACAGGAUGCCCUCUUCAAGGUCCAUGACAGAAUUGUAGGCGAUGACAUGUCAGUAGACGAGGAAUCUGAAGAUGGCCCACGUGUGACUGCUAGGCUGCUUGUGCCCUCUGAUCAGAUUGGAUGUAUUAUUGGGAAAGGUGGGCAGAUAGUUCAGGAUCUUCGUAGUGAAACGGGCGCACAAAUUCGAAUCUUGAAGGAUAACCAUCUGCCUGCUUGUGCACUGACUUCGGAUGAGCUUGUGCAGUUUUUUGAAGAUACAUACUCUCCAACAGUUGAAGCAGCAGUGCGGUUGCAACCAAGGUGUAGUGAACAAAGUGAAAGAGACUCUGGCCUUAUUUCAUUCACCACCCGCUUGCUUGUACCCACCUCUCGCAUAGGCUGUCUUCUUGGAAAGGGAGGCUCUAUAAUCAACGAGAUGAGGAGAAUGACCAAAGCUAACAUUCGUAUACUCUCAAAGGAACACCUUCCCAAGGUUGCUGCUGAAGAUGACGAGAUGGUGCUGAUAUCUGGAGAUCUAAAUGUGUCAAAGGAUGCACUCUUACAAGUCACCUCACGGUUGAGAGCAAAUCUUUUUGGAAGAGAAGGUGCUGUAUCUGCCAUUGUGCCUGUUCUUCCAUAUCUUCCUAUGUCAGCGGAUGAUCCUUCACGUAGCAUAAAGUAUGAAAGCAAAGAUUCUAGAAGACAUGGACAUUCUUAUCCUGGCGAUUAUGGUGGACUGAAUGAUCCCCCACACUAUAGUGAUAGUUACCGACAUUAUGGUGGUGUUCAUAGUAACAGCAGCAGCAGCGUCAGGCAUGGAGCAUAUGAAGGGUAUCAUGUGGGCCGUUCUGGUAGUUCUGGGCUUUCUGGAUCAAACUCUGAAUCCCGUAGAAGAAGUUAUGGUUACUGAAGUUUUCUAUCCUGAUAUGCAGCUGAAGCCUGAAGCCCCAGCCUACUGCCCCCUUUGGUGAAGCCUUCAGCCUAACCUGAAGACCAGAUGAAUGAGGAUUUUUCUUUAGGAGUACCAGUUCUUGAAGACUUCACUCCUUACCUGUUAUUCAACUUUGCCAUUUCCUGAGACCACCUAAUAGUACCAAGCUCAUAAACUUAUCCUAUGCAACUAGCAAGCCUUUCUACUCUUUUACCUGUUAGCCAUGUUUGUUUUUUUUAAAUGAUCAUGCUGUUUUUGUUUGUGAGCCUUUACUGUUUAGUAGCCCACUUAUCCAUGAACUAUCUUGCUUUAAAGUGAUCUUUUCUCUUUGUUGUUUUCUGUGUUUCUAAGGUGGUUAUCUGGUUAUGGUUUUAGUUCAGGCUCUAAUUUAUGUACAGUUAUACAUGCAAUUUGUAGCUUUAGUAGUUGGAUGUCAAAUUUAAAAAAACCGAAUAUCACUUU